AAAUAUUGUCGAAGUUUCACAAAGACAAUUGAGGACGAUGAAUUGUUAUAAAAAAUUGGUGCUCUUAACAGCCAUUGCGAAACAGUGAAAUUGUAUCGAUUGUAUCACAGAGACAGGGAGAUGCAUAACUAUCAAUUUCUAUGUGGGAGCAAGUUUCUCGAAUAUUGAACACGUGGAGAAAUAAACUAGAUCGACCCAGUUUGGGUCAACUUUGAGUCUUUAUUCAUAUGGGAGGGGUACCAGAACAAUUUUGUGAGAAGGGGUCCCCUUUACGACCACGUGGCCAUAUAAGCAACGUCUGCUGACACAAGUGAAACAGAGUCUUGCACCCCCUCGGUGAUUCGCACAUCGGCAUCAGGUAAUUUUGUCUUUCUCGAGAUUACAAGCUUUAGAACACUUCUUUACUAGCAAUUUCACACUUAAUUUACAAUUACAAUGUUUCUACAAUGUUACUUCAAUUACUAAUCCUAUUCUACUAUCUUUAUUCUAUUUAUUCUAUUUAUCUUUUCAUAGUUUGAAAAAUGGAAGAAACUUCUUAAUCUGAUAUAUAAUUUAGAAGUUAAAAAAUUUAAAAGCAAAGCAUUUGUUAUUUAUCCAUAACAGGGAAAAUAAUCUGCAGCAUUUAACAAAUUAAUUCGAUAAUAAAAGAUUCAAAUUUGAUUGAUUAUAUUUACCACAUCAUCCCAGGAUGAAGUUCGGAGUUCUCUUCACAAUGGCAGCUGCUUUGCUGCAAGGUGGAUAUGGUGGAUUUGUAUCUAUCAGAAUGCCAUAUUUGAAUCCAGCCGGAGUAACUUACAUAAAUGAUAUCCCAUCCGAAGGAUACCUUGCAUACAGUGUCCCUGCUAAAGUUGAAACUGAACACAUUGGAUAUACCGCUGCCCAAGUACCAGCAGUGGCUGCUGUGCCAUACAUCAAACAUCUGCCAACUGUCUCUCAUGUACCAGUUACGAAAAUUGAGGCUCAGCCUGCUCUUUUGGAAAAACAAUUGGACGUCGUAAAGCCAGCUGUUUCCACUCGUAAAUUUGAGGUACGUCGUCCAGCAAUCCAGAAACAAUUCUUCGACAUUGAAGAACGCGUGGUCGUUCGUCCAGCUGGCUCAGCGGUAGUUGAGCUUGAUCAACCCACUUCCAAGAUUCAAAGAGGACCAGCUGUUAUUCAACCUCUGCAAUCGCAGUUCUCGAAUCUUCAAGCAUAUCCGUCGCUGCAAUCUUUCCAAGCGUCUCCGUCGCUACCAUCUCUCCCAUCUCUCCCAUCUCUUCCAUCUCUUCCAUCUCUUCCAUCUCUGCCAUCUCUUCCGUCUCUGCCAUCUCUUCCAUCUCUUCCAUCUCGUGGAAUAGAAUCUUCUACUCCAUCAUCCAGCGAAGAUAACGAAACUGUCGUGAUUGACAAUCCUAACUUCCGCAAACUCAAUGCCCAGAGCCAAGAUCGUGUAUCUGCAGUUCAAACAAGAAAUGGUGGACAAUCAGACGAACCUCUCAUUAUACGUGAUCCUUCGCCAAACGUUGUCCUCAGCCCCAAAUCUUCCCCUGACACAGACCAAGAGAACCAGAACAGACUGCUCGAAUUGCUCACUGCUCGUGGCAACGUUGCUGAGGUCGGUUUUGGUCGCCCUCUUUCCCAAUCUGCAAUCGGAGACGCUGGAAAUAUUCGAGGACGUGUGAUCUCUGCUACACCAGCUCCGGAAUCAGCAGAACCAGCUGACGAACGCGUUUCUACGCGACGUGUCGUGGUUAGCAGGCCGAUUGAAACUCUUCAGGAAGUGAACGUGGUGGAACCUGCGACCAAGAUCGAAAGAGUGUCCGUGCAAGAACCUACCUACAUAAAAACAGCGCGUCUUGAUCAUGUUCAGGUUCACAGUUCUGUACCAGUGGUCGGAAAGGCUCUUGCACCAACAAUUGCCCAUGCUGCUGUUCCGGUUUAUCAGAAGACAAUCUCACCAGCUUAUGAGUAUUAUCAUUAAAUUGUUUGACAAUCUUGCGAUCCUAAUUUCUUGAUGCUCUAAAACAGGAUUCAACGUUAACAAUACGAUGAAUAUUGAAUAUUUUAAUAACGUAAUAAAUUUCUUACAUAAAUCAUUGAAUAAUUAAGUCGAAAGAUUUAAAAUUGCUUUUAAUCAGUAAUAUAUUUAAAUCGUUAUUGUUUGAUGUAAAACUGUUAAUAAUCAAUAUGAUUUGUACUUUAUCUUAUACAAAUAAUUGCAAAUGUAAAUUGAGAAAGACUUUUAUACUGCUUUUGUAGAGGAAAUUAUAUGAAUUAUGUCCUGUGAACAAAUAGGAAUUUUUGUACCUCGUAUUUCUAUUUUAUAUGUAUUUCAAAAUGUGUUUGUAUAAAAAUGAAAAUAACACGUGGUUCUUUUAUUUCUUACCAAAUCUGUUACUUGAAAUAUAUGAAAGUUGAGAGAAACGAAAAACAAUUGAUAUCAUUCUUUACAUAUAAACAAAAUACUUACACAUAAAUUGAAAUAUUUUAUAUUUUGUAAAUUAAACUUUUAAUUAUUAAUAAUGUUCCCAAUAACUUUUUGAAUUCAAAAUUUUAUUCUAUAUGUAUAUAUAUAUAUUAAUAUUAAAAAAAGUUUAAAUUAAAUAUAUACCUUUUACAAUGAAGUAGAAAACUAACUGCACAACAAGGCACUAAAUGUAAAUGCAUUCAAUGCAUCUCAAUAAAUACUACAAAUAUUUUCAGUCAAUUCAUACAUCUUUUAUGCGAAAGAUCCUAAUUAUCAUACAGAGAAGUGCAAGGUCUCUCGUAUUCUUGCGUAACUUCCUUUCACUGGUAGUAUUUUCUUUUCAUUCCUUUCAUCUCUCAUUUAAUUAUAUACAUUAUUCAGAAAGCUGAGAAAUUUCUUAUAAUAAGCGAAUCAGUUCCGACAAGGGUAACCACUGCCUCUGGGUGAAUUGGUACAUGCAAGGACGUAACAUUGACCUAAAUACAAUUAUACAUCCGUUUCCUUGGCUAUUAUAAGUAAUUUAAAUAAAAUUAAAUCGAUGUAUCAAAAUGUCUCUACUUAAUAUCUUCAUUUCGAAGAGAAGAUGUAUAUUCAUUGUUGUUAAUGCAUACAAUUUUGUAUAUAAUGAUGUAUACAAUUUUCGACGCAGUUAAAAGGCUACUUGAUCCAUUCAAUAGGAUAUGUAUUAGUAAUAAUGAAUUUUUUAUGUAGCUAUGAUUAUAAUUAUAAUUAUAUCUCUUU
Molecule: messenger RNA, 3187 nt
Organism: Heterotrigona itama
Lineage: Eukaryota; Metazoa; Arthropoda; Insecta; Hymenoptera; Apidae
Source: the annotation of a GenBank genome assembly